Messenger RNA from Scleropages formosus (Asian bonytongue), 1757 nucleotides. RefSeq names its product mab-21-like 2 (gene mab21l2). The transcript has 2 exons. Lineage: Eukaryota; Metazoa; Chordata; Actinopteri; Osteoglossiformes; Osteoglossidae. The record is from RefSeq and is a predicted model, not a curated record. Bases 323 to 1402 code for a protein of 359 amino acids.
UAAAGUAAAGUCCGGGCGCCAGCGGCCGAAGGAGUGCGCGCGACGCGCGGGACGGGGCGCGACACGAGGAGGGUAUCGCGGGAUGACGAAGUCGACCGACCGCCGCGGGGGUCUCCACUUUUUAACGCAUGCGAGCGGAUGACGGAGCUGCGCACGCUGACCCGCCCUGGCGCUUCCCCCUUCGGACGCAUCUGGCUGCUCUCAGACAUUCCCGGCACACAGCGAGUUCCUUCGGCAGCGAUCGCCUCUGGCCGCCCGGUAAGCGUUGGAUCCCUCAACGUAUUGCGACACUCCGGUGUACCCCCCGGACCUCUGCCCCAACAUGAUUGCCACACAGGCCAAGCUGGUGUACCAGCUCAACAAGUACUACAACGAGCGGUGCCAGACGCGCAAGGCGGCCAUUGCCAAGACCAUCCGGGAGGUGUGCAAGGUGGUGUCAGACGUCCUGAAGGAGGUGGAGGUGCAGGAGCCGCGCUUCAUCAGCUCCUUGAGUGAGAUUGAGGCACGCUAUGAGGGCAUGGAGGUCAUCUCCCCAAAUGAGUUUGAGGUGGUGCUCUACCUCAACCAAAUGGGGGUCUUCAACUUUGUGGACGAUGGGUCUUUACCAGGAUGUGCGGUGCUGAAGCUCAGCGAUGGACGCAAGAGGAGCAUGUCCUUGUGGGUGGAGUUCAUUACGGCAUCUGGGUAUCUCUCUGCCCGAAAAAUCAGAUCCAGGUUCCAGACCCUGGUGGCACAAGCAGUGGACAAAUGCAGCUACCGCGAUGUGGUGAAGAUGGUGGCGGACACCAGCGAGGUAAAGCUGAGGAUCAGGGAAAGGUACGUGGUUCAGAUCACUCCAGCUUUCAAGUGCACAGGCAUUUGGCCCAGGAGCGCAGCCCAGUGGCCCUUGCCCCACAUCCCGUGGCCUGGUCCUAACCGGGUGGCAGAGGUCAAAGCUGAAGGCUUCAACCUGCUCUCCAAGGAGUGUUACUCACUGACCGGUAAGCAAAGCUCGGCAGAGAGCGAUGCUUGGGUGCUGCAGUUCAGUGAGGCCGAGAACAGGCUCCUCAUGGGCGGCUGCAGGAAGAAGUGCCUGUCCAUCCUGAAGACCCUGCGGGACCGCCACCUGGAGCUGCCCGGACAGCCCCUCAACAACUACCACAUGAAGACACUGCUCCUGUACGAGUGUGAGAAGCACCCGAGGGAGACUGACUGGGACGAAUCCUGUCUAGGAGACCGUCUCAACGGGAUCCUUCUGCAGCUCAUCUCCUGCCUGCAGUGCAGAAGGUGCCCUCACUACUUCUUACCCAACCUGGACCUGUUUCAGGGCAAACCUCACUCAGCCCUGGAGGCUGCGGCCAAGCAGACCUGGAGACUGGCCAGGGAGAUCCUCACCAAUGCCAAAAGCCUGGACAAACUAUAGACAGCAGAGCCCACCGAAAAAGAAAGUGAGGAACCUUGGAGGACAUUUCCAUGUGAGUGGACUAAAACUAAUCUUUUAAUUCUCCAAAAAAUGUGAAAAAAUUGGUGAUUUUACCAAGAAGCAAAAGGGGACAUUUGCAAGAAGGAAGUCUGAAGGUACAUUUAAGAUAAAUGUAUUAUUCCCUCUGUCAUUUUUGGUUUUGAAUGUUUUCACAAAGUGAAGAAUCUUUUUAUUUAAAUAUCGUGCAUAAAAUCUUUAAUGCAAAAAUUUAAAAAAAAAAUAAGAUGACGAGUGCCAAGUUCAGAUUUUGAUCAUGUGACCAUAAAACUGAGGUGUUAAUAAAAAGAAAACAAGU